Messenger RNA from Aspergillus candidus, 499 nucleotides. RefSeq lists its product as uncharacterized. The transcript has 2 exons. Lineage: Eukaryota; Fungi; Ascomycota; Eurotiomycetes; Eurotiales; Aspergillaceae. Bases 13 to 309 code for a protein of 98 amino acids. The record is from RefSeq and is a predicted model, not a curated record.
AACCAAACCAAGAUGGACUCCCGGCCAGGAGCCCGCGCCGUCUUCGCCGGGGCCCUGAUCAUCGUUCUCGCCAUGGCAUCUAUCGUAUACCUGCAGCUGGACCUGACGCAGAUCGACCUCUCCGCUUGUGACCUAACACUACCAAGGGAGGAGUCGUGGUCGGUGAUGAAGUUGGUGAAUAGGGUUUUGGGGGCUUUUGUUGAGGUUAAUAGUUAUAUGCAUUGCCAGUCUAGAGUCCCGUCGCCGCCGCCGUCGUCUUUCCCAGGGUUCUUUGAUGAGUCUCUGGAUGGGGUGUGGUCCGAGGCAUAGGGUGCUUUUGUGAGGAUCUGGAUCGGUUGGGUUGCAUAUCAUUGGGACGUUGAGUGCGACGGGUGGAUGGGAUCUGCAUGCACAUACGAAGGGUCCUAUUACUUCUGGGAUAUUGAGGUUUGGGGUUUGAAUAGUGGCAUGUUGCGAGUAGCCAACUUUUGACGUUCAAUCACCGGGCUGCAGGCCUAAG